CGCUGCAACCCGCACACCUGCACCAUGCUGUCAGUCGCGUCCAGCCUAUUCGGCAAGUCGUCGACGCUCUCAGCGUACACGCUGCACUCGGCCGGGCCGUCGCCGUCGAGCUCGUCGACCGCCCUGCCGGGCAUUGGUCCGUCCUCGGGCCGCUCGUCCCCCGCCGUUCCAGGAGGCCCGGCGCACGCCAAGCCGUUCAACGCCGGCCUGUGGAAGGUGCUCGCGGCGACGCACAAGACGACGGGGAAGGACGUCAGCGUGUGGGUGUUUGAGAAGAAGGUGCUCGACGGGCUGAGGUCGGGGCGGGACUAUGUUGUCGAGCAGCUCAAGAAGGAGGCGACCGCCCUCUCCCGCCUACGACACCCCGACAUCCUGCACAUGGUCGAGCCGCUCGAAGAGUCGCGCUCAGAGCUCACAUUCGUGACCGAAACCGUCACCGCCACGCUCGGCAACCUCAUCGCGGCGGCCAAGAGCGGCAAGGGGCGGAGCGACGACGCGGGCGAGGUCGACCUAGACGAGGUCGAAAUCCAGAAGGGGACGCUGCAGAUCGCCAAGGGUCUGGGAUUCUUGCAUCAGCAGGCCAAGAGCGUGCACUUGAAUCUGAACCCCGACGCGAUUCUCAUCAACGCCAAGGGCGACUGGAAGCUCUCUGGACUGCAAUACACCACACCGCUACAGGGGACAGAUGGGAACCCCACGCGUGCGCAGUACCCCGAGGUCGAUGGCCGGCUGCCGCCUCAGAUCCAGUGGAAGCUGGACUAUCUAGCCCCCGAGUACGCCAUCGACCAGCAACUGAGCACCGCCAACGACCUGUACUCGCUCGGCUGCGUACUAUACGCCGUUCAUAUCGGCAAGGCGCCGUUCGCGAACCGCGGCUCGUUGCAGAGCCUGCGGGAGAAUGCCGACGGCGGCCUAACGAGGCGAGAGUAUGCGCGUGGACCGCGAUGGGAGCGGAGCAGCAACGAGCUCAAGGACCUGCUACCUAGGCUGCUCACGCGCAAUGCCAACGGACGCAUCUCCCUCGCCUCGCUCGCAACGCACCCCUUCUUCUCCUCCCUCGCCAUCUCGACUCUCAACUUCUUGGAUCCGACGACAUUCGCGUCCAAGCCGCGCGAGGAGAAGGCUACCUUCCUCCGCGGCCUUGUCCGCGUUCUUCCCACCUUCUCGGCGCGCUUGAAAAAGGGCAAAAUCCUGCUCAGCCUUCUCGAGGAGAUGAAAGACCCCUACCUCCUCCCCUUCAUCCUUCCGAACGUGUUUGAGAUCUCGAAGAGCUUGUCCAAGGAAGAGUUUGCGACGGUGCUUCCCAAGCUUCAGCCGCUGUUUGCGCUCAAGGACCCACCGCAGAACAUGCUCACGCUGCUCGAAAACCUUACGCUGUUCGAGGAGAAGACCUCGCCGCAGGUCUUCCGCGAGGCUGUCAUGCCCCUGAUCUACAACUCACUCGAGAGCGAGCACCUGCCAGUUCAGGAGCGCGUCUUGAAGGCUGUCCCUCAUCUCACAGAGAUUCUCGACUACGGCACAGUGCAGAACGUGCUGUUGGUCAAGGUGGCCAUCCUGUUCACCCGCACCCGUAUCCUCUCCGUCAAGGUGCAGACGCUCGAGUGCUUCCGCGCGAUGGUGGCCACACUCGACGCAACGACAUUGACGACCAAACUCGUGCCCCUCCUCGCCAAGAUCAAGACCAAGGAGCCCGCUGUCACGAUGGCGACGCUUUCUGUCCAGGAGGCGAUGGGGCAGAAAGUCAGCCUCGAGGCUAUCGCCACGCUCGUCCUUCCCCAGCUGUGGGCCAUGUCCAUGGGGCCAUUGCUCAACGCCGAUCAAUUCAGCCGCUUCAUGCAGGUCAUCAAGACGCUCGGUGCCCGAGUGGAGAAGGAGCACAGCCAGCACUUGCGCGAAGUACGCAAAAUGGAGGAGCAGACAAACGCCUUCAGCAACGGCACGACUGACGGCACGCCGUUCGACUUCAACAGCGUGGUUGGCGCGUCGGGCGAAGUCGACUUUGAGGCACUAGUCAAGGGCCAGGGCGGCGCGUCGUCUUCGACUGCGGCGGCGUCGGCGUCGCUCGACCCGUGGGGCGAUGACGGGUGGGGCGACAGCACGAGCACGCCGGACCUCGAGUCGAGCUUCCCCGGCCUCAACCUCAGCUCGGCGCCUGUCGCGCCUGCAUCGCCACCGCAGUCCCAGUCCCGCGCGACGGGCGGAAAGCUGAAAGCGCGCGCCAUCCCCUCGUCGUCGUUCAACGCGUCCGUGUUCGAGGCCACGCCACAGCCGCAGCGCCUGCCGUCGUUUGGCGCGACGUCCCCCUCCCAGCCGGGGCGCACGCCGUCGUUCGGCGCCCCCGUCCAGCCACAGCGCCUUGGCUCCUUUGGAGCCACGAGCGCGCCGCUCUCGCCGUCGCUCGCGGGCCCCGCCCAGCCAUCGUCAGGACCAAACUACAACCUCUCACUACAGCCCCAGGCGCCCAAGCCCACCUCGCCAACGUAUGCGUCCUUCGGCGCACCCCUCCAGCCGACCCGCUCGCCGCCCCGCCAGGCCACGCAGCCGUCCUUCGCGGCCCCCUCGUUCUCCGCCCUCCCGCCACCAAUAGCCGCACAGCCGUCGUACGGCCAGCCUCUCCAGCCCGCUGCGACGGCACCCGCUGCUGCGCGCCCACCACCAGGCUGGACUUCAGGCCUAAUGCAGCCUACUGCCGCGCCCAAGCCCGCCUGGGGGUCGGGGCCGGCGUCAAAGUCUGACUGGGGCGACUUUGACCCGCUAAAGUAGGCACUGUAAUCAUAUCGCAUUUGCCGCACGCUGC
Vanrija pseudolonga is the source of this 2797-nucleotide messenger RNA. RefSeq names its product Protein kinase domain-containing protein ppk32 (gene ppk32). Gene Ontology annotation, biological process: protein phosphorylation. Gene Ontology annotation, molecular function: ATP binding; protein kinase activity. The record is from RefSeq and is a predicted model, not a curated record. NCBI's taxonomy places the organism in Eukaryota, Fungi, Basidiomycota, Tremellomycetes, Trichosporonales, Trichosporonaceae. The transcript is spliced from 7 exons. Bases 25 to 2763 code for a protein of 912 amino acids.